Messenger RNA from Mytilus californianus (California mussel), 2000 nucleotides. RefSeq lists its product as uncharacterized. Gene Ontology annotation, molecular function: oxidoreductase activity. NCBI's taxonomy places the organism in Eukaryota, Metazoa, Mollusca, Bivalvia, Mytilida, Mytilidae. The record is from RefSeq and is a predicted model, not a curated record. Bases 177 to 1691 code for a protein of 504 amino acids. The transcript has 2 exons.
AUCCCAAUUUGUUAUGUAAACAGUAAAUGUUGCAUAAGUACAAAAUCACGUUUUAUCACGGUUAGAUUUUCAUUGGCACCGAAAUGUUGGCAUGAGGCCUUAUUUGGAGAAAGACGAUCAAAAAGUUUAAACAUUUAACAAAUGUCAAUAGAGAGGUAAGGAACGAAUCUUGGGAAAUGUCAGUUGACUGUGUAAAAGUUGAUAUGGAAGGUGCUGAAAAGAUGACGAGUAAAAAGAGAGUUCUAAUUGUUGGAGCAGGGGCUGCAGGAACUGCAGCUGCUUACAGUUUAUCAAAACAUCCAGAGAAAUUCCAAGUAGAAGUCUGGGAAAAACUAUCAGUACCUGGAGGCGUUGCCUGUUCAAGCGAUAUUAAAGGAGAUGCGUUUGUUAAUUAUGGGGUUCAAGGAGGUACACCUUCAUACAGAAAUACUUUGAUAAUGAUGAAUGAGUUUGGGUUUAAGACAUCACCAGUACAUAUGAUGAUAUCCUUUGGUAAUGGAAAGACUCACUGGACUAACUAUGCAAAGUCACCCCUGACAGAAAAGUUGAAAAAUGAAAUCAAACGUUUUGAAGAUGUCUUAAAGAAGAUCAACAGAUUUGAGUUCUUUUAUAUUUUUGUUCCAAUGUACAAAGUUUUGAAAUGGAAUGGAUUUUCUGAUGAUUUUGCAAAUGAAAUGGUUUUUCCACUCACAGCUCUUUUCUUUGGAACAGGAAACCGUACUCCAUACGUGUCAGCUGCUAUCAUGGCUAGAGUAUUUUUAGAUGAAGACCUGCGAUUAUUUGAUUAUGACUCAGAACUUCUGUUAAGUCAAUCACCAGAAAUGUUUGCCUUUCCAAAGCUAGAACAAAUGUAUGAAACAAUCUUAAGAAAAAGUGGAGUGAAAAUUUGUUUGAAUAGACCAAUAACUUCUGUCAAGAGAUAUGGGACUCAUGUGACUGUGAUUGAUCAAGAUGGGAAAACUGCUACAUUCGAUGAAAUCCUGUUUGCAUGUGAUGCAGAAACUGUCCUUAAAUUAUUGGAAAACCCGACCUUCUUUGAAAGAAAAGCACUCGGCAAUGUGAAAUAUUAUAAUGAUUUAAUUCUGACGCAUGAAGAUGAUAAUUACAUGAACAAACAUUAUGAAGUAAACAAAGACAAAGAUCAAUACUUUGUCAGAACUGAUCCGACAGACCCAGCCAAAAUAGAAAUGUCUUUCAAUCUGUCUAACUACCAACCACAGCUGAAAAAUUCCAAGAGAAAUAUUUACCAGACGAUAUACUUAGAUGACAAUCUGAGAGAGAAAUACUGGACUGUAAAUGAAGUGAAGAAGGAUAAAGUCUUACUUGAGACAUGGUGGCGACAGUUCUCUCAUUCCUGGACUCAUUUUGCGUUCACUGUUCCCCUGAUGAGAUACCUCCAAGGGAAGAAACACACAUGGUUUUGUGGUGCUUAUACGCUGAUAAACACUCACGAAAUUGCAAUGAUCUCUGGUCUUGCAGCAGCUCACCGCUUGGGAGCACCGUAUCCAUUUCAUCAUGAUGCAUUAGCUGCCAAACAGUUUGAUCAGUAUCUGUUGACCAUACAUGGCAAGCCAAGGAACUUUGGGUGUAACAAAAUGACACUAAUGAGUUGUGUGCUAGCUCCGUUGAUGGCUCUUUUUGCACUCUUUUCCCUCUUAUUGAGGUUUUGUUGCAAUCGGAAGUCAUCUUAAUGUGAAAAUAUUGUAAUUGUCUAGAACAGAUGUGCAUAUUUGUUAUAAGAUGUAGUAUAGUACAAACAGUUGUAUGAACAUUUACAAGUGUGGUAUAUGAUAAUAAUGUACAAAAAUGUUUUAGUGUAUGUAUAGAUGGCAUGCAUGUAAUACAUAUGUGAAGUUGCACAUAUAUGUUUGUAUAGUAAAUGUAUUGUAAAUAUACCUGCUUUAAUAAUGCAUUGUAGCCUCUAUUAAUCAAAACCUAGUUUUGUAACGAAUAAUACUCAAAUGCUGAUAAAAUAUUACAAUUACAAUGAAUAAUAAGUA